Molecule: messenger RNA, 4428 nt
Organism: Chilo suppressalis (striped riceborer)
Lineage: Eukaryota; Metazoa; Arthropoda; Insecta; Lepidoptera; Crambidae
Source: the annotation of a GenBank genome assembly
GCUUAAUCCAUUAUGAGGCUGGCACGCGUCAGCGUCGCCCCCGACACCGAACGUACGUGUGUCGCGACGUAAACACAACCAGUGAAGUGAACAGCAGUUACUGAUAAAGUCUUCAUUAUACUAAUUAGACUCAUUAUCUGUGAAAAAGUAACUGUUUUAAUUAUUGUCUCGCUGCAUACGAUUAAUACAAAUGUGUUUGGAAAAUGUUUCAACUGCUGACUCUUUUGUUAGUGACUUUGAGUGUUAAUGCCGCUUAUGGUCCGAAAGGCUUGGAUAAUUGCAACCACCAUUUGGGAAGUGACAACGCUGGCACCUGGUGCCGGGUGCGGACUCUAGAUGCCGAAGGAGCCAGUUUAGCAUCUGCUCCCACAGAGCUUACUAAACGUUUAACAGUGGAGUGCAAUCAACUACUACUCUUCGAAAGUUACCUGGAGGCUAACUAUUUUCAAAGAUUUUCUUCACUUGCGGAACUUACUGUGCACAAUUGCAAACUUCUCCGGGUACCAGGCAACACUUUCGAAGGAUUGCGAGAACUUAAAAAGUUGUCAGUACGUUCUAAAAAUAGCGACUGGAGUCCGAAUAAAAAUUUGGAACUGUCACAUGGAACCUUUAAUGGUUUGAGAGAACUUCAAGACUUGGAUUUAGGCAAAAAUAAUUUGAAAGCUAUUCCCUCUGAUGUGUUCUGUCCUUUGGAUAAUUUACAAGUUCUGAAUCUCACUAAUAAUAAAAUCAGAAGUGUAGACCGACUCGGUUUCGGCAAAAGCUGCGGUUCCGGCGUGCGAAGUUUAGAUUUGAGUCACAAUGAGCUCAAGUCUUUAUCAGAAGAGUCAGAAAUUGCAGGCUUACGUAGACUUCAAGAGUUGCGACUUCAGUAUAAUAAUAUAAGUGAUAUUUCCAGUGAAACAUUCAAUGGACUGAUUUCCCUUAGAAUAUUGAACAUUUCCUACAAUAACCUUCAGUUGAUACCCGAAGGUACAUUUGCAAAUACAAAAGAGUUACGAGAAGUUUAUUUGAAUAAUAACCAGCUAUUUGAGUUAGCUAGAGGCGUAUUCCACCGAUUAGAACAGCUGCUUGUCUUAGAUUUAUCGAAUAAUCAACUUUCAAGCGCUCACAUUGAUGGCGGAACGUUUACUGGCCUCAUACGCUUAGUCAUUUUGGAUUUGUCUAAUAAUGCUCUAACAAGGAUAGAUGGUAAGACAUUCAAAGAUCUUUUCUUCUUGCAAAUAUUAAAUUUAAGAAAUAAUUCAAUCGGUUAUAUUGAAGAGAAUACGUUUCUUCCUCUGUAUAAUUUGCACACGUUGAUUUUGGCAGAAAAUCGUUUACAUACGAUUGAUGAAUUUUUGUUUAAUGGACUUUUUGUGUUAAGUAAACUUAAUCUAAAUAAUAAUUUGUUGAUUAAUAUUGAUCCUAAGGCAUUUAAAAACUGUUCAGAUUUGAAAGAAUUAGAUUUAAGCUCUAAUCAAUUACCAGAUGUACCCUCUGCAAUUUGGGAACUGUCACUUUUGAAAACUCUAGAUCUCGGCGAAAAUUUAAUUUCAAAUAUAAAAAAUGGUUCAUUUAGAAAUUUAGAUCAGUUAACAGGAUUGAGGUUAAUUGACAACCAAAUUGGUAAUUUAAGCAUUGGUAUGUUUUGGGAUCUGCCAAGUUUACAGGUAUUAAAUUUAGCCAAAAAUAAAAUACAAGCUAUUGAAAGAGGCAGUUUCCAAAGAAAUAAGCAGAUAGAAGCUAUAAGACUCGAUGGAAAUUUUAUAUCUGAUAUCAAUGGAGUAUUUUCUGCAUUAAUGAGUUUGUUAUGGCUUAAUUUGUCUGAAAACCAUCUUGUUUGGUUUGAUUAUGCAUUCAUUCCUAGUAAUCUGAAAUGGCUUGAUGUGCACGGUAAUUUUAUUGAACAUCUGGGAAACUAUUAUAAGCUGCAAGAUGAACUUCAUAUAAAAACAUUAGACGUAAGUUAUAAUCGAAUUACAGAUCUAUAUCCGCUCUCUAUUCCUAAUAGUGUAGAAUUACUGUUCAUUAACAACAACCAUAUAAAUAACAUCGUUGUAAAUACGUUUAUGGAGAAACACAAUUUGACUAGAGUUGAUAUUUACGCAAAUGAGAUAUCUCAUUUAGAUCUAAAUAGCCUGCAGUUAUCCCCAGUUCCUUUAAACAAAUCUUUGCCUGAGUUCUAUAUUGGAGGAAAUCCGUUCAACUGCGAUUGCUCAAUGGAAUGGUUGCCUUUAAUAAACAAUAUGACAGCAAUGAGACAACACCCUCGGAUUAUGGAUCUCGAGAACGUAUUAUGUAAAAUGACACAUGCAAGAAGUGUGACGCACAUACCCCUAAGUAAUUUAAAAUCAACCGAUUUCUUAUGCACCUAUGAGACUCAUUGUUUCACACUAUGCCAUUGUUGUGAUUACGUGGCUUGCGAUUGCCAAAUGACGUGCCCAAAUAACUGUUCGUGUUAUCAUGAUCCCACUUGGCACACGAACGUAGUCGAUUGUUCCAGCCAACGUGCUAUAGAAAUACCAGAAAAAAUUCCUAUGGACGCCACCGAGGUCUAUUUAGACGGAAAUGACUUCAAAGAAUUGCAAAAUUAUGCAUUUAUAGGCAGGAAAAAUAUGAGAUCUCUUUAUGUAAAUUCGAGUGAAGUUGAAAACAUACAAAACAAGACGUUCGCUGGUUUAUCCUCCCUCAUUAUUUUGCAUCUCGGUAACAAUAAACUAAAACACUUAGACGGUCACGAGUUUGAACAUCUGAGUCAGCUUAACGAACUCUAUUUGCAAGAUAAUUUUAUAAGUCACAUUGCGAACUCAACAUUUUCUACGUUAACUUCAUUAAAAAUUUUAAGACUAGAUGGUAAUAGGCUAAUAGAUUUUGCUGUUUGGAGCUUGGGUAAUAAAAUUAAUUUAAAAGCUGUAGCGCUUGGUAACAAUUUGUGGUCAUGCAAAUGUAGAUACUUACAGAGAUUUACAGCUUUUAUAUCAGACAAUGUUCCUAAAAUUAUAGAUAUAACAGAUGUAUGGUGCUGGAAUAUCGACUCUCCGUCGCCACAAAAGAAAGAGCUCAACCUUAAUGGUACAAUAUGCAGCGACUAUUAUGCGGGAGAUUCUGUUAUAGAUAACAUGUUGGUCUCAAAUUAUAUGCCUAUGAUGGUAACCACACUUACUGGAUUUAUGCUCAUCAUGCUAGUCAUCCUCGUGAUUUUCUUAUUUAGAGACACGAUUCGCAUAUGGCUCUAUACAAGCUGUGGGAUAAGAUUGUUUCCAUUCACUGGAGCGUACGACGACACUGAUAAAUUAUACGAUGCUUAUGUCUGCUACAGCCCAAAGGAUGAUGAUUUUGUUAUUCAAACGUUAGCCGCUGAGUUGGAAAAUGGAAGCCCUUCGUAUCAUCUCUGUUUACAUUAUAGAGAUAUACCUCAACAUGGUGUGAAUUAUAUGCAGUGUACGUUACCAUUACCUGAAGCUGCGGAAGCUUCCAAAAGAAUAAUUAUAAUCUUGACCAGAAAUUUUGUAGAGACCGAGUGGUCCCGCUUUGAAUUUCGACAAGCGUUGCAUGAAAUACUGAAAUCACGAAUUUAUAGUUUAGUUAUCAUAGAGGAGAGUUCGGUUUUGCCCGAGGCGGAAAGUGAUCCAGAUUUGAGGCCAUAUCUGAAAACGAGUUCGAGGAUACGGUGGGGCCAAAAUAAAUUUUGGGAGAGGUUGCGUUACGCAAUGCCGGACCGAAGAUAUAAAUCAAAGCCGUCUAGUUACAGGAACAAUAUAAAUUCCUAUACAAUGCGAAGUGGCAUGCAGAAUGGUACAAUGAGGUCGUUUUCGUUUACUGAGAAAAUAAGAGGCUCUGCGGAUGGGGUCAGUUCAACGCCCGAGUUUAAUGAGGAUAGACCGCAACAAGCUCAUAUUCCUUCAUACGGAACUGACGGUAGGCCACCUUCAGACCAUAUAUAUUCAUCUAUAGAUUCAGAUUAUUCAUCUUUAGAAUUAGGUGCAAAUAAUCCCAAUAGGAGGAGGGAAUUCAGACACUGGCCUCCUCCGCCACCCCUCAUAGAUACCCAGUCGUCAGGCCAAGCCUAUCUUGUCUAGUCCGCUUGCAAACUCAAUACUAAAAAUAGAUAACAUUUAGUCAAAGCUUCAUGUGAAUAUUGUAUUAUCGCAACGCGCGCUUUACCAAAUAAUUAAAAUUUUAAUCUAUUUUUGUAAUUUCUCGCCGUUUCAAAGGGCGUUCAUUUCAUAAUUUUGUUGUAAAUACAUUCUAUAAGACUGCUGUAGUAUAUUAUGAUUGUGAAUUUGUAUAUAAUGUGUAAAUAAAUGUCCAUAUAAGUCACGAGUAUACUAUUUAUAUACUUUAAUAAAGCCAUUGUGAUAAUUUUUGCAUAAUUUCUUAUCUUUUAUUUCCUCUUCGACAAUCUUAAAACCUUUUUAAUAAAAAUUAAAACCUAAGUUUACCCUG